CUUUAAAAAAAGUCUCUGCACUAUUUCAGAGAACAUUAAUUUUUAGUUGUAUCCGAAAUCAUAGUAGACAUGAAAUUAUUAAGUACUGUACACUCAACACACAAUGCACCGCAAUAAUGAGAUCACAAUUCUCGCGUCUCGGCGGAAGAUGGCGCCCACACUACAAGCGAGCCCAAUUAAGUCUUCGAAUUCACUUAAUCGUUUUUAGUCACUUAUUCAAGUGAACUAUACUAGUUAUGGUAAUAAUAAAUGAAAGUAUAAGGGGCUAUUUCGGACACAUCCAGAGUUUCUCUGUGAUUGCGCCUUGUUGCGUGCCACGUGACGUCACUCGCCAACGUGGCACCGCCCCCUUCAAUCCUCUGUUUUGACAUCCUCGCAUCAGCAUCAUCCGGCGCAUCCCUUCACGCGCGCUCUGGGCACGGAGGCGGAGGCGGGGAUCUCUCGCUCUUUCUGUCUCAACAUCGGGUCAGCCAUUUAAAUAUUAAACAGUGCACGGGGUAUUUCACGUGGCACUGCUCGGUGCCACUGUCUGCAACUAUCGCAUCAUUUCGUGUUUUUGAAGAGAAGCGUCACAUUGCCGGGAUGUCGAGUCUGCUGGAUAACCCUCUGCAGGCGGUGUUGUAUCUGAAGGAGCUCACGGCCAUCGUGCAAAACCAACAAAGUCUCAUCCAAACCCAACGAUAUCGGAUAGACAUCCUCGAGCGCCGACUGGAGGAUUUAGUGCUUGAGAAUCGGCAGCUACGGGACUCCAGCAGCCAUCACCGGCACCCUCCCCGCUAUCAUCCGCCUCCGCCCCCCCGGACCUCCAGCCUGCCCCGAACGAGCCCGGCCAGCAGAGACCCGGUUCAGUCCCAGACCCAGGAGCAUCAAUCCCCACACGACAUGCAGCUCGUGCCCGCUGGAGCCAUCAGUGCCAGUUCGGACUCUCCUGAUCAAGAUGAUGAUGUAGCUCAGGACCCCUGCUGUCGGUCCCUGGUCCCACAAAGACCUGCCACCCUGUGUCGAGCUGUGGGACUCCCACGGGCAUCCGAGAGCCAGACGGUCCUGCAUCAGUUUUGCUGUCCUGCACCAGAACCUUCAGAUGGAGACUUCAUGACCUGCUCCAGCUCCACUCCUACAGCGAGAGAGGAAGAGAAAGAUGAGAAAAAACACAUGGAGUCUGAUGCUCCCAGCUCACAGCCUCCAGAAUAUGAGCUCUCACCUGAUCUCAAACAAAAACAGAUUGAAGAGCUGGAGCAAAAGUAUGGGGGUCCUCUGAUUUCCCGGCGUGCGGCCUGUAAGAUCCAGACUGCUUUUCGUCAGUACCAGCUGAGUAAGAACUUCCAGAAGAUUUGUAACUCAGUUCUGGAGAGUGGGAUACCACGGCGUAUGUCAGUACGUCGGGUCCGUGUUCAGAGGGAUGGUUUUUCUGCUGAACGGGCUCUGAUGGAGGGUUGUUCACUCAUGGGUAUCCCACUAACACACUCCACAUCACUGCCGGUGGGUACAGCGACUACACUCACACACCUGGAGGAUACCUUCACUGAACAGGUGCAGUCAUUAGCGCGGUCCAUCGACGAAGCUUUAUGCAGCUGGAGUUCAGCACGAGAUGGUGAGGCAGAAAGAUCUUCUGCGGUCCCUUCCUCUGCGUCUCAUCCUGAGGGGCUUCUGAUGGACUCCACCACCCUACAAGAACCCUCGCACAGCAGCGGUGUGGAGAGCAUUCCCCGCAGCGCCAGUAAACUUAUGAUGGCUUUCAGAGACGUCACUGUUCAAAUUGACAACCGUAACUUUCGCCUCUCUUCAUCCAUGCUGGAAUCAGUUUCCCUUGGUAACGGCGUAUCCAAGGAGACCAGCUCAGAAGCCCAAACGAGGGGCCAGUCCGAAUCAUCCGCCACAGUCGAUCCUGAGUUUCCAGCGCCGCCCCCCAACGAAGACGAGAAAGAGAACCGACAGCCGACCGGAUCGGAUGUACAGAGCGCAGGGGCGGGGCAGGAGGGGAAACCGACCAGUCAGAAUGUGUCUGAGACGGCAGAAAACAGUUCAGAGCCUGUUAGUAGCAGCAGUACCUCAACAUCAGCAUGUGAGACGAUGAUUCUGUCUCUGCCACGCCCACACUGCCAGGACACGCCCUGUGGCACCCUCUCUACAGAUAUUGCACGCAAGCGCCUAUACCGAAUUGGACUCAACCUCUUCAAUGUAAAUCCAGACAAAGGCAUCCAGUUCCUGAUAUCCAGGGGUUUCAUUCCAGACACAGCCAUAGGCGUGGCUCACUUCCUGUUACAGAGGAAAGGAUUGAGCCGACAGAUGAUUGGAGAAUUUCUGGGUAACAGCAAGAGACAAUUCAACAGAGAUGUCUUAGACUGUGUUGUGGAUGAGAUGGAUUUCUCUAUGCUGGAGUUGGAUGAAGCGUUGAGGAAGUUUCAGUCUCAUGUAAGAGUUCAGGGAGAAGCGCAGAAAGUGGAGAGACUCAUUGAAGCGUUCAGUCAGAGAUACUGUAUGUGUAACCCGGAUGUGGUUCAGCAGUUUCAUAAUCCAGACACCAUCUUUAUCUUGGCCUUCGCAAUAGUACUGCUGAACACUGACAUGUACAGUCCCAACAUCAAACCAGAGCGCAAGAUGCUGCUGGAAGACUUCAUUCGUAACCUUAGAGGGGUGGAUGAUGGGGCGGACAUUCCUCGGGAGAUGCUGGCUGGGAUUUAUGAGAGGAUUCAACAGAGGGAACUUCGUUCCAAUGAGGACCACGUGACCUAUGUUACUCGCGUGGAGCAAAGCAUUCUUGGAAUGAAAACGAUACUGUCGGUCCCUCACCGCAGGCUCGUAUGUUGCAGUCGACUCUAUGAGGUCAUUGACGUCAACAAACCUCAGAAACAGGCGUCACAUCAGAGGGAGGUCUUCCUCUUCAAUGACCUCAUAGUGAUUCUGAAGUUGUGUCCUAAGAAGAAGACUACAGCCACAUAUACAUUCUGCAAAGCCAUGGGGUUACUGGGAAUGCAGUUUCACCUGUUUGAGAAUGAGUAUUAUCCUCAUGGAAUUACGUUAUUGUCUCCGUUCUCCUCGGAGAAGAAGCAGGUGGUGAGUUUCUGUUCUCCGAGCGCUGAAGAGCUGCUCAAGUUUGUAGAGGACCUGAGGGAGAGCAUCGCAGAGGUGGCAGAGAUGGAGCAGAUUCGCAUCGAGUGGGAACUAGAAAGACAACAAGUUGUGAGAAAUCAGACCAACAAGAACGGCACACAGCUAGACAUCCACGCUGGACCUAGUUCUGCUACAGGAGAUGAUUACUAUGACAAAACUGGAAGCAACACUUUAGAGGUGUCAAUUCACAACAGGCUCCAAACGUACCAACUCAGCUCUCCUCUGGUCCCAACCAGCGCUCAGCAACACCUGGCCGUCCUGCCUAGCCCCGCCCCCGGCUCCGCCCUCACCAUCUCCCCCGACACCCUCAUCCAGUGCCAGCAGAUCGUCAAGGUGAUCGUCGUCGACGCCGCCGGGCGCGGCCACGUGGAGGCCUUCCUCAGCCACAACCCCGCCCAUCGACUCAUCCAGUCCGCCGUCUCCACGCCCACCAGAACGAGGGAGGCUGGCAAGCAGCAGCAGCCGCCCCUCCCUCCUCCACCUCCUCCUUAUCAUCACCCCCAUCAGUUUUGCCCCCCCACCCCUCCGCCGCCACGCCACCUACUGAGCCAACGCAGGUACUCCAGCGGCACACGCAGUCUGGUUUGAGCGCACUGUUACAGGUUUCUUUCAGUAUUGAACGUUUUCCCAAACCUGCACAACUUUUUAUGGUGUAACACGAUCGAGCUAAAACAAAGGGACUGGAAACGAGAAAAAUAACAGCUUGUAAAUAAUGACUGGAUUUCAAGAGUGAACGAUUCUUUACCCACAAAUAAUCAGCACUCUUAAAAAACGUAAAUAGCACAAACAGCCCAUUUUGAAGUAUAAAUUCACACACUAGAGUAAUACUGUUACUGGAGGACCUCAUGGUCUUCACUUGAAGAUUUAGUGUGAGCAAUGUAGAUGUAGAGGAGUUUUAUAAGGGAUUUCACAGAUUUAGUUUGAUGUGUUCAUUUCGUCUUAAUCGUAUGAUGUGUUUAUAUUUUUGGAUUUUCCUUUACACGGGAAGUUGUGUGCCCCUCUUGAUCUAAACUACACAGAUGUUGGAUUCAUUUAGAUUUAUAUUUAAUGUCACCAGAAAAACAAAUAUUUGCAGUCACGUAAUUAUUCACAUACUGUAGUAUUUUGUAUGGACAUAGUCAAAUCUUCUUUCAUCUCUGAAGUCAGUCUGGUUUUAAAUAAAGCAAAAGUACAUCCCACCUCCAACAAACAUACAAACGUCUGACUAUCCCAAGGUUUAUGAUGAGAAUUAAGUGAUGACCCUUUGCCACUAAAGGAUGUUAAAGUUACAGAUGUUAUUUUGUAUUUGGCAUCAUCUACUUACUUUUACUGUAUAUCCAGU
Misgurnus anguillicaudatus (oriental weatherfish) is the source of this 4432-nucleotide messenger RNA. RefSeq names its product IQ motif and Sec7 domain ArfGEF 3b (gene iqsec3b). Lineage: Eukaryota; Metazoa; Chordata; Actinopteri; Cypriniformes; Cobitidae. The record is from RefSeq and is a predicted model, not a curated record. Gene Ontology annotation, biological process: regulation of ARF protein signal transduction; actin cytoskeleton organization. Gene Ontology annotation, molecular function: guanyl-nucleotide exchange factor activity.